Messenger RNA from Anolis carolinensis (green anole), 11685 nucleotides. It is a transcript of the gene fndc3b, whose product is annotated as fibronectin type III domain containing 3B. Gene Ontology annotation, molecular function: protein binding. The transcript has 26 exons. The record is from RefSeq and is a predicted model, not a curated record. Lineage: Eukaryota; Metazoa; Chordata; Lepidosauria; Squamata; Anolidae. Bases 1584 to 5225 code for a protein of 1213 amino acids.
GGGGAGAUUCAGGUGAAAGCUGGAAGAAGGCUGCCACAAAAACUUGAAGAGAUUCAUAUUUACCUUUGUGUAGAAACUCAAAACUAUUUUGCCUUUUUUCUAAGCUAGGUUUUAUCCUUUUUCCUUCAUUUGUAAGUUGCUUUGAGCCUAAGUUUUGGGGAAAAGUUGGGGAAUGGUUCAUGCUGGUGUUUGAGCCAGCUCUGCUGGAAACUAAUCACUCUAGCAAAGUGCCAGGAGACUUUUGAGAGCCCUCCUCUUGGAUUUUUUUUUGGAGUUCAGCUCCUAAAAGCCCAAGCCACCUAGCAAAUAGCCAUGAAUUCUGGGAGUUGUAGUCCAAAAGAGCUGGAGGGCUAUCAAUUGGGAACCACUGCCUUGAAGAAUCCCCUCAAUUCCUCAAUUGCCAUAUUUUGGGUCUUCUGAGUCAUUUUGGGCACAGGAAAUAUUUUUUUUAAAGUGACCUCAGGAAUGAUAAAAAUGGCCUUGAGGGAGGCGUGGCAUUUUAUCCAUUUGUCCAUCUGCAGUACUGUUGUCUGCUCAGAGUAGUAAUGCCAAAGAUUUCCUCCCAUUUUCUGCUCCUUCAUGCUUUGAAAACAUACUUUAGUUUCAAAUGUACAUGCUACAGUGUGACCUUAUCUAUAAAUGUGAUGUCCAUUCUUGCAUUUACGCAUUCUAUAGCUGCCUGAGAGAGGCAUACCAUCUCAUUUGUUUUUGGUGUGUGCUGCUUGCAUUAAAUGAAAGAUUCUACCUGCCCAGGUAAAGGAAAACCUGCUCAUCCAAAAGAUAGCCUUAUGUGAAUUCAGAGUAUGAAUAUCAACAAAGUGGUGGCCUGCUAUAAAACAGUCAAUUACUUUUAGUAUCUCUAGAUGCUUUGAUAUAGUGUGGAGAGUAAUUACAUAGCUUGUAUAAGCAACCAAAUCCCACCUUUUUGUAUCAGAACAGUUCAAACUGGCCACAUUCCUUUGAAGACAUUUGUUUCCUCAACAUGGAUCUCCCCCUUCACUCUUCUGAUUGGGCAUAUUUCCAAAUUGGCCCUUUUUUUGGCAUAACCUCAAUUCCUUUGUCUGCCCCGUGCUUUUUCUUUGCAAUAAAGGACAGGAAGCUGCUUCAGGGGUAAAGAUGUCUUAAUAAAGGACUUUAAUCCCCUUGAACGCAGAUGGACCUUGUUAAGGUUACUUUGUUGCUCAUUAAGAAACUUGAGCUGGUAACUGUUUUGCGGGGUGAGGGAGAGCAUUGGAGUUGUGAAGUCAUCACUUUGAGAUAGCAAACAAAGGAGCUUGGAUGUUUCCAUUGAUGGUGGGGCUAAUGAGUUCGUAAGAUCACCUGAUGAAUCAUGCACACCACAAAGGCAUGACGCCAAUGCUGGAGCAGCUGAAUUAGUCUCCAGCAGUUUCCUGAGCAUCGCACGCAGAUUUCACUGAGGAAGAAGGCUCCUUGAUUUUUAGCAGGCACUGAGAGUAGCCUCAGGAGGAAGAAUUCUGCGUGACAAACAACCAAUGGAAUAAUUAGACCAGACACCAAAUAUGGACAACUUUAUUCAUUGUCACCUAUUUUAAAGGAGGCCCGCCCAGGAAAAUUCUCCAUGAAUGUACGUCACAAUGAUGAUGACCGACCAAAUCCCACUGGAGUUGCCAUCAUUGCUGAACGGGGAGGUAGCCAUGAUGCCUCACUUAGUCAAUGGAGACGGGACGCAGCAGGUCAUUUUUGUUCAAGUCAAUCCAGGUGAAACUUUUACAAUAAGGGCUGAAGAUGGAACUCUUCAGUGCAUUCAAGGACCUGCAGAAGUUCCCAUGAUGUCCCCCAAUGGAUCUAUUCCUCCUAUACAUGUGCCUCCAGGUUAUAUAUCACAGGUAAUAGAAGACAAUACAGGCGUCCGCAGAGUGGUAGUCACACCACAGUCUCCAGAAUGUUACCCUCCCAGCUAUCCUUCCGCCAUUUCUCCAACUCACCACUUACCACCAUACCUUACCCAUCAUCCCCAUUUUAUUCACAACUCUCAUACGGCCUUCUAUCCACCUGUUACUGGGCCUGGAGACAUGCCGCCCCAGUUUUUCCCACAGCAUCAUCUCCCCACCACAAUCUACGGAGAGCAAGAAAUCAUAUAUGGAAUGUCCAGUUACAUAACCAGGGAAGAUCAAUACAGCAAACCACAGCACAAGAAAAUUAAGGACAGACAGAUUGAUCGUCAAAACCGUUUAAAUAGCCCUCCUUCGUCCAUCUACAAGAGCCAUCUGGGAAACUGCACAACAGUAUACAAUGGUACCAUCAAGGCUUAUAAUGGAGCUGCAAAUGGUGGAGGCAGCGGUGGAAUCGGAGGAGGCGGAGUGCCGGCUAUGAAAAAAACAGAACGCAGAGCAAGAAGCAGCCCCAAAUCAAAUGAGCAGGAUGCACAUGAAUGUGACACAGAAACAAAAAGAGUUCAAGACGUUCUUUCUGGAAUUGAGAAGCCACAGGUUUCAAAUAUUCAAGCAAGAACAGUUUUGCUCACCUGGUCACCUCCGAAUGGCCUUUUAAGUGGAGAUAGACACAGCAAUGGUUUGCCUUAUUCCUGUACUUACGAAGUUGCCUUAUCAGACAAAGGGAGGGAUGGAAAGUACAAAAUGAUUUACAGUGGAGAAGAAUUAGAAUAUAAACUGAAAGACCUUCGGCCAGCAACAGAAUAUUAUGUCAGGGUAUAUGCAGUGUACAAUUCAGUAAAGGGAUCUUGUUCAGAACCUGUCAGCUUUACAACUCACAGUUGUGCUCCAGAUUGCCCAUUCCCACCCAAACCAUCGCACCGGACCAAAAAUUCCUUGACGUUGCAGUGGAAGGCCCCAGCUGAUAAUGGUUCAAAAAUCACCAGCUACCGUUUAGAGUGGGAUGAGGGAAAAAGAAGCAAUGUCUUCAGAGAAUGUUACGAUGGGAGCCAGAAGCAUUACAAAGUGACGAAGCUCUGUCCGGCUGUGGGCUACACGUUCCGAUUAGCAGCUCGGAAUGACAUGGGCAUUAGUGGCCUUAGCCAAGAAGUUGUAUGUUACACAUCAGGAAAUAUUCCUCAAACCCCUUCUGCACCAAGGCUUGUCCGAGCAGGAAUCACAUGGAUCACCCUGCAGUGGAAUAAAGCAGAGGGCUGCACACCAGAAGAAGUCAUUACCUACACCUUGGAGAUUCAGGAGGAUGACAAUGAUAGUGUGUUUCAUCCAAAGUUCACUGGAGAAGACCAAACCUGUACUGUGAAAAAUCUUAAAAGAAGCACACAAUAUAAAUUUAGGCUAAUUGCUUCCAACGUAGAAGGGAAAAGUAGUCCCAGUGAUGUCUUGGUCUGUACCACAAGCCCCGACAGGCCAGGGCCACCCACCAGGCUUGUUGUGAACGGGCCAAUAACAUCUCAUGGCUUCAGUGUGAAAUGGGAGCCUCCUGAGGAUAAUGGUGGUUCAGAAAUCCUAAAUUAUCUGUUAGAAAUUUCGGAAGGAAGCUCUGAAGCAAAUCAAUGGGCCGUGGCCUACAGAGGAUCUGCUACCGAAUGUGCAUGUACAUACUUGAAACCAGGCACUUUGUAUAAGCUCCGGGCAUGCUGUAUUAGCACAGGUGGACACAGUCAGUGUUCUGAAAAUUUACUUGUCCGUACACUAAGCAUUGCACCAGACCAGUGCCAACCACCCAGAGUACUUGGGAAACCAAAGCAUAAAGAAGUGCAGCUGCAAUGGGAUGCCCCUCCUGUGACAGAAAAUAGUCAUCAUAUCUCUGCAUAUAGUGUAGAAAUGACUGAACCUGAAGAAGUGAUUUCAGAAGUUUAUCAUGGCCCUGAUCUCGAAUGCACUGUGAGCAAUCUUCUUCCUGGAACAACGUAUCAGUUCAGAGUGAGAGCUCUGAAUGAUGGAGGGUAUGGGACUUACUCUGAAGCCACAAACGUCACAACCACCGCUGGGCCUCCUGUGCAGUGCAAAGCUCCUUGCCUCACCUUCCUCUCUGAAACAAGUGUACUUGCUACCUGGGAGAAUCCUGAGAGUUUUGGUGCUGACAUCUCAGAAUACAGACUGGAGUGGGGGGAAGAUGAAGAGUCCUUAGAACUGGUGUACAGUGGUACAGGCAACUCCUUUGAAAUCAGCCAGCUUUCGGCAGCAGCACACUAUUUCUGUAGACUACAGGCAAUAAACCAGGCAGGGGCAGGACCUUACAGUGACCUUGUCACCUGCAGAGCUCCAGCGUCCAUUCCUGAUGCUGUGACCACCCUCUACAUAUCAGACGAUGAGCACUUGGAUACUGAUCCACUAUCACCCUUUGUGUGCCUUGUUUUGAACUGGGAAGAACCGUGCAAUAAUGGGUCUGAGAUUACUUCUUACAACAUUGACAUUGGUGAUAUUAUCAUGCCAGUGGGUAAUGUCACGAGUUAUGUCAUCAGUGACCUGCUUCCUGAAACCACAUUCCGGAUCCGGAUUCAGGCUGUCAAUGAGAUUGGAGCAGGUCCUUUUAGCCACUCCAUUAAGGCAAAGACCAGGCCGUUGCCACCUUUACCUCCUCGGCUGGAGUGUACUGCAGCAGGUCCUCAGAGCCUGAAGCUGAAGUGGGGGGAGAGCAGCUCCAAGCAGCAUACUGCUGAUGAUAUGGUGUACAUCCUGCAGAUAGAGGACAGGAACAAGAGGUUCACUCCAAUCUAUAGGGGACCAAGUCACACCUACAAGGUACAACGGCUGAUGGAAUUUACCUGCUAUGCUUUUAGAAUACAAGCAGUAAAUGAUGCUGGUGAAGGACCUUUCUCAGAAGUGUUUACCUUCAGCACAACCAAAUCCAUUCCCCCUGUCAUCAAAGCACCUCGAGUAAAAGCGUUGGAAGGAAAUGCCUGUGAAAUUGCAUGGGAGACUGUACUCCCCAUGAAAGGAGACCCGGUCAGUUACAUUCUGCAGAUACUGGUUGGAAGAGAAUCUGAGUAUAAACAGGUGUACAAGGGAGAGGAGACAACGUUCCAAAUCUCAGGCCUUCAAACCAACACAGACUAUAGAUUCCGCGUGUGUGUUUGCCGCCGGUGCUUGGAUACCUCACAAGAACUUAACGGACCUUUCAGCCCAUCUGUUGCCUUUAUGCUCCAGCGAAGCGAGCUCAUGCUUACAGGAGAAAUGGGAAGGAUAGAUGACCCUAAGACAAAAAGUAUGAUGCCUUCUGAUGAACAGUUUGCAGCCCUCCUUGUUCUUGGCUUUGCAACUGUCUCCAUAUUAUUUGCCUUUAUACUACAGUAUUUGUUUAUGAAGUAAAGAGUCCCAACGCAAGCGUUUGAGAUACCAUUUUUAACUAAUGCUACGCAUUAUAAUCCAUGAGUUUUAUUCAGAUAUUCCUUUUUAUUUCCUUUUUUCCAGUGGCAUUUUCCUGUACAUUUUAUACAUUUUUCCUGAUUAUUAUGGGGUCAGGGUUGGGGUUGGAAAGGGAUAGUCCUAUUUAGCAAAGUAAGUAUCAAUGUUCAGGUGCAUCAUUUUGAAAAUUCAAGACUAGAAAGUGGCCAGAGCUAUCCAAGCCAGAUACCAAAAGAAAAUAUAUUGCCUUUGAUUUUGCUUUUUGCUUUUUUUCUUUUAAAAAUUUAAUCUGUUUAGUAUUGAUUGAUUCCUCUCCCUUCCAAUUCAGAAAUGUAAUCAGUUUGCCUUCAUAUUUUUUUUUUGUUGCUAAAAUAUUGGCAGUUUUUAAAUUGCAAGUUUGUUACCUUUAGAAUAUGCUUUUGGAUCUUAUGCAUCUGCAAGUGUUAACCACCAGUAUAUAAGUCUGUUGCAGCUAGAAUGUGAUGUUCGCAAUACAAGGUGUAAAAUGGACAAUAAUUAUCCACAUUAUGUAGGAUGGUAUUCGCCUUGAAUGGAAUCCUGUAUCAACUGGUUAGUUACUGAUAUUGAACUAAGUAACUUCUCUUGGCCUGGUGGAAAGAUCAUUAAUCCAGACUCCUGUCUCGAGAAGAAUGGUUCUCGUACUUUCUAUGCAGCCAAUACCCAGUAAAGUGGAUUUGGGGGAAAGAGUUGUGAUUGUGGAUAAUAGUGUCACAACCAUGACUAAAGGCACAUCUACACUGGACAUUUAAGCCAGUGCAAAACCAGCAGAGGAGGAAGCUAUUUCAGCGUAUGGAAGCCAAACCUGGAACCCAUUUGAGACCUGGAUAGUGCUUAUAUACACUGCAAAUUCUGGCCUCGAACCAGCUACAGAAUCUCCUGAAUCCAUGGCUUCACUGGGGGAUUCAGGAUUUAUUUUUUAACUCCCCUUGUCCCAUUGCACAUGUGUAGAUUGCAAAAACCUUAAUCGGUUCUGCCAUGCAAUAUGGCUUACAUUAAAGCACACUAAUGCACAUUAUGAUCUUUAUGUUCCCUUGACCUAGCUUAUCCCCCUCACUUUGCUUAUGCAUGCAAAGUGAUCAUACCGUGUAGAUGUAGCCUAAGUAGUGAAUAUGAAACCAUUAAGGAUGAAUACAUCUAAGUAAUUGUUUCAUAUUCAAAAUAACUUGUUAAUCGUAACUGUGAUACUAUUGUCACGAUCCUACUCUCCCACCUCUCUUCAUGGAGAGAAAGAGGACCAUUCUGUUGGCAACUGGAGAUAAGUGAAUUAUAUUUACUUCAGAUCUGAGGAGUCAAGUCCUCAAUUCAAGAGAUUACUUAGGUCAUUAGCACACUAUACUGUUAUAGCACUAUAUUCUACUUUAGCUGCAAUAGUAAUAUUCUGUGAAAUUCUGGAGUUUUUGGUCUGACGAGGCAUGUAAACUCUCUCACUGAGCAUGCUAAACGCCUGUCUCUAAACUGCAAAUCUAUUGCAUGUUGCCAUGACAGCUAAAGUGGAAUAUAGUGUGACUACAGCAUGGUGUUAUUAGCACAUUACUUCAGAUGCUGAAACUAAGUUGUUGAUACACAAUUCCAGGCUAUAUGUUUGCUCCCUCCCCCAACUCUCCCCUGUUCGGGAUUCUCCAUGAUAAAUAAUUUUAAAUUCUGCUACAUAUUCAACUAUAUAUUUAGCACAUUACAAUCCAAAUAAUUUUAUCCUGCGAGCUGAAGACUUUUUAAAAAUAUAUUAUUUUCUCUAUCCCAACUGUUUGCACAGUAUGAAUUGCCUGUAUAGCGAAUCUGACAAUUAGAUAGCUUUAGAAAUGAUAAAACAUUACAGUUUCUACCAUUUUCUUUAUUUUAUAGUCGUAAUUUUAAGAGGGCAUUGUGCAAUAGUUACUCCCAUGUCCAGCUGUUCUUUUUUUAAAAAAGCUGCUUUUAACUUGUUUGUUUGCCUUUGUAUAUAAACUUACUCUUAAUCCAAUCACUAGAUUUGUUAUAUUCAUCUUGAUUUAUAUGUUUAGAACUGGUGAAAGCUUGCUGCCUUUGCUAUUUAUAUUAAUUAUUCCUUUUUUUGACAUAAGUAAUCUUUCAGUCAGCCACUUAAGGGGAAGAAAGAAGUGCAUUUUAUUUCAGUCUUAGGAAAACCAGGAAGAGUUAAUUUGAAGCAGGACUAGAUGUUGCAGAGGACAUGUGGCUGCUACUGACAAUAGGGCCACAGCUUGUAUCUUCUCUAGAAGUUGGGGAAAGUUGUUAUUUUGGAGUAUAACUUUCAGAGUCUGUUAGUCAACUUGUCUACCAUGGUAACUAGGGGAUUCUGAGAACCACAGUCUAAGAAACAAACUUUCCAAGUUCGGCCCUUUUUCUUCUUCACCUGUCCUGACACGCAUCCCAAUACAUAUGGCAUGACAUCAAUCCAUGAUAGGCUUUCUCUCAUCUUGUUCAUUUUGAGUGUCUGUUACUUAUAAUACUGGAGAUAGGACUUCACUUUGUGUCCUCUUGUAGCAGACAUUGCAGAUGAAGAGGUGUGUCAGUGUUGAUUUUCAACCAUGCGUGCUAUCUAUCAUUGGCUCCAGUCUUAAGCUGGUGUUCUUAUCAACAGCUUAUAUGAUCCACUACCAAUACAGUUACAGUACGACCCCUAUAUCCAUGGAUUUGAUAUGCAUGGUUUCACUUAUACACACUGGCCUUCUCUAGGUUCUCAGUGUCCUUCUAUGGUAUAGUUCCACAUCAACUAUAAUCAAAUUAUAAACUUCAUUGUUCUCCAUGAUUUCAAGUAUCCACAGGGGGAUCUCGGAAGAUAUCCCCCAUGGAUACUGGGGUCGUACUGUACAGUUUUUCCGUAACAACAUUGUGUUCAUUUUUUUUUACAUCAGUGGCCUAAACAUGCUUGUUAGUGCAGUCCAUUAAAAUCCUUGGGAUUUUUUUUUAAACUUUGAUUCAUUGGAUUAUUUAUAAUGUCAACAAUGUUCAAGUGCCUCAGGGAUAUUGAUGAGCAGGAGGUGCAAAGAGUGCAACAGACACGGGUUGUAGUCCACCAGGAACUUCCCGUUUGCUCGCACUAUUGCAGUAAACCAGAUCCCUCUGCAACUCCACCUUAAUUUCCACAGAGUCUAGAUAUACAGAGAAACUACCAUUGUGCACCUGCUUGUAAAGCCUUGCACACAAUGGAGGUUCUUGUAAAAUUGCGCUCCACAUUUGGUAUAUCCCUGCUUUUUUAAACAACACAAAAAUAAACAUUUUGUAUAUUUGUGCAUUUAUUUUUUCUUUAUUUCUUUCUUUUAAGGAUUUUCUUUGCAUCAUAGCUCUUUUGUCCUCUGUGUUUGCUAUGAUACAGUGUCCUGUAUGCUACCAUAUAUUCCCAUAACCAAAGUAAUGGGGCAACCAACAUUAUUUUUUGUUUUAGGUUUAUUUAUACUAUAUACUGCAUACUGUACUUUAAAUGCCAAUUACAGUGCAAUUUUAUUUAUUGUAAAAACAAAAAAAUAAAAAAUAAAAAGUGUACUUAUGUACUAAAUUUUCCCCUUCUCUUGUAGCAUGUUAUAUUUCUGUUUGGUUCUGUUUUAUACAAGUGUAAUUUAGUUAAAAUGUUUUUAUUCCCCAGCUGCAUUCCUAGAAUUAUUAAUCUUCUUACGGUUUUCUUGUAUGUUUAAAAAUGGGAGAGUCUAAGUGUAUUAACUGCCAAAAAAUAAAUGCUGUUUUUUUUAAAAAAACAAAGAAGAAACAAAACCACCCAACAUUGGCAUCAUCAGCCAAGCAUUAUCCUGGGUUAUGCCCAUUAAGUCUAUGGGUUUUGUCUAUCAAUAGAGCUUGUCAACUUGUGCUCUUGACCAAUAAGUUUACAUGUAGCCAAAAAAAAUCAUUAUCAUCUCUUGGAAGCAUAUUCUAAGAUGGGUGAACUAUUCUGUGUGCCUCUCUAGAUGUAGCAAACUAGUACAAAGGUUCUGUAUUGUUACUAAUCAUCCUUAGUUUAUGAAUAUAAACCUCUUUCUUCCUCCCCUUCUUCCAUGGGCCAGCCAUGGUCUAUCAGAUGUUGCUAGUGGUGUCAUAUUGAUGAAACAUUGAUGAUCCGGAACAUUAACGUUUCAAAAAGGUUAUUUUGGUGGGGGAACAUUCAUCCAAAACUAGCCCUAUUUUAAAAAAGAGUUUGUUGUACUUAAAUUUCAUUGAUGAGUGUUUGGUCCAACUGACUUCCUUGCCAUCCAGACCAAUAUGUUUUGAGAACUGAUCACUACAAAAACCUCCCAUUUAUAGAGAUCCUUUCCUGAUGGAAGUUUGUUGUACUUAAAUCUCAUUGAUGAGUGUUUGGUCCAACUGACUUCCUUGCCAUCCAGACCAUGUUUUGAGAGCUGAUCACUGCAAAAACCUCCCAUUUAUAGAGAUCCUUUCCUGAUGAAAACUGCUACUUAAUAAUUUUUAUUAUAAAAAAUUUAGAUGUAGACAUUUCAGGGUGGAUCCAGACUAAGUUUAGUGAUGUUUUGAUACUAUGGAAAUUACUGUAUAUACUCAUGUAUAAGUUGACCUCAUAUAUAAGUUGAGAACAGGUUUUAGGACCAAAAUCAUGGAUUUUGAUAUGACUUGUGGGUAAGUUGAGGGUCAUUUCACAGAGAGAGGAAACAUCAAUGCUGCCUCUGGAUCAACCACCCCCAGCCACCAUAGCCAUUUCCUACCCAGGCAUGGCACCAUGGCAAAGAAGGUUUCAGUGCUUCUGUCAGAUUCUCCCAGGAUGAAAUCACGCCUUUUGCUACUCUACUCAGAGAAAGGGACAGCUUCCUUUUUUGCCAGGGUACAGAACUCACCCUGGCCUCUGAGCUGAUGAUUUGACUAAAAUUUCUACAUGAGUAUAUAGCGUAAUAAUAUUUAGGUUUAGUGCGACUUGCUUUUCCCAUUUAUUUCAAUGGGACUAAAGUGUGAUGAUGGCAAUGCAAGCUUCCCAUAGCAUGGGUGGAGGCUUCUGUUGCACAGAUGCAGCAUGUCCUAAACCAUGACUCUUGAGGUUGAGUGGUGAGAAUAGCUUAUGUCCCUUCCCAUUUUUCCUCCAAUGGAAAAAAGGUUUGGGAACUUUUGGAUAACGAGAGAUUCUAGGGUCGAAAUGGUGGGUCACCAGGAGGCUUGCAGUCUGGCUAAUGUUGAUGUCAUUGUUGGCAGAGCAAUGCCAGGAGAGCAGCCACAUUGGGAGAAGAACGUGUGCCAUUCUCCAGCAGAAGGCCUCCUUCCCCUUGGCUAAACAUCCUUCUCUUUGGCCAUCACUUCUUCUCUGCUGGCAGAGGAGAAGGUCCAUAGCAUCUAGUGUCCCUUCCUUCAGGCUUGGAAGAGAACAUAUUGUUCUCUUUGAAUGAAUCCAUGGGUCUGAAUGUUUAAACUAGAAGACACCAACCUGUGAUCUUCCAGAUGUCUAAGACUGCAAUUCCUAUCAGCUCUAUCUUCCAUUACCAAUGGUAAGAGAUGAUAGGCCUUACAAUUCAACAGUAUCUGGAGGGCCAGGUGUUUCCUACUCCUCAUUUAAAUAUGUGCAGUAGUUUCACUUGAGAUGAAGAGUAAAGUCUGUAACACUUACUUAUCAAGAAGAUUUUCCAAAAUUGAUUUAUUGUAUUUUCAGAAAGAAAGUAUUUUCUUCUUUGCAGUUUCAGAACCAAAUGUUCCCUGAUGCACUUACCACCACUGCUAUUAGAUACAAAUAUCUCAAUAUGACAUCAAUAGUCAUCUUGCACACACUGCCAUUUUUGACGUAGCUGUUCCCUAGAAUUAACUUCUAUCACAGCCAUAAAAUACAAGCGUUACAAAUUCAAACCAUUCCUGUUUCUAGUUCCAUAAACGGCAGAUCCAAACGUUUUGCUGGUUUUGUUGUAUUUCCCUGUAUGUCUUUCGUAACCUGAUCAAGAUCAGCUCUGUACGACCAGCCUUCCCUUCCCCUGCCCUCAAUCGUGCGUAGACUAUAAAGAAAUUGUAAAAAUAAAAAGUAGGGAAAUAUUUUAAGAAACUAUUUAAAAGGAAAAGAAACAUUUUUAUAUUAUCUGCCUUCAUCCUUUAUGAACUUGAAAUGUUGUAGUUUUCUAAUCCUGUUUUGUCAGCAACAGUAAAUCAGUAUUCACUGUUAUGAUGGAAAAGUGCCCUAAACUGAAUGUUUCUGAACGUUUUCCUUGCACAAUUCUUUAAAUUGAAAUAAAAUGAAAUAAAAGGUUGUGUUUUUUCGUUUGCUUGUUUGUUUUACCUCACUUAUAGGACAUACAUUCCAAGCUUUUCAACUUUGAGAGAAAUAAUCAUAAAUUUUCUUGUAUUGUAAAUUUUAACUAUUUCAUAUGCAUUCUAUUAAAACUGCCAUAUCAAUUUUAAUGUAUAGUUUUUCCCAAAUAUUAUGCUAUGUAUGUAACUGUAUCUGUAGUGUAUAUGUAAUAUAUUUAUGCCCAAUAAAUGUUUUAAUUCUUUA